GCGCAGCAUUCCAAAAGCUAGGGCCAAUGGCGUGGCUCGGCGGGAUGGUGACGUCAGUCUACAUAUAAAUACUGGGACUUAGGCCGUUUUAGCUUUUGGUCUUCAUUGUCAGUUGAAUCGUUGUUGAGAGUAGACGUGUUCGUCCCGACAUCCAGGUGAAGCUCGUGAACCAUGGCUCGUACAAAGCAGACUGCCCGUAAGAGUACUGGAGGUAAAGCUCCCAGGAAGCAGCUGGCUACCAAGGCUGCCCGUAAGAGUGCCCCAUCCACCGGUGGUGUGAAGAAGCCCCAUCGUUACCGCCCUGGUACUGUGGCUCUGCGAGAAAUUCGUCGUUACCAGAAGUCUACUGAGCUGCUGAUCCGCAAGUUGCCCUUCCAGCGUCUGGUGCGUGAGAUUGCACAAGACUUCAAGACUGACCUGCGUUUCCAGAGUGCUGCCAUCGGUGCCCUGCAGGAAGCGUCAGAAGCCUACCUUGUGGGUCUGUUUGAAGAUACUAACCUGUGCGCUAUCCAUGCAAAGCGUGUAACCAUCAUGCCCAAGGAUAUUCAGCUGGCACGACGAAUCCGUGGAGAGCGCGCUUAAGGUGUUCCCUCAUCCUGUUGUGCUCAUUCAAGACAUAACCUCCUAAGCUACAUACUGCCAUGGACAAAGUGAAUGUUUUUAAGUUACGUUUAGGUACGCUGAUCCUCCUCCCUUUUGAAUUGACUUUUGAAGUGCUGGUGAGUGCAGUGAGUAACUGGCACUAGUUUUGUACUCUUUUUAAACAAGAGCAGCUUUUAAGAACUGCUCCGUAGUGGAAAAUUGUGAUGCAAGAGAAACUAAUUUAUUUUGUGUGUACAGCAGUGUUUGGAGCUGUGUAUUCUGCCUCUGGUAUGUUUCUUUUACUUACAAUAGUCUGGCAGUGAUUUUGCUGAAAUAAAUUUAAAAGAUUUAGAAUACACAGUUCUUGUGUAGGUUAUGUGAUCACAAAUAAUAUUCCAAAGUACAAGAAAUCAUUAUUUUCCUCUCUUUCUCUGGUCUGGGAACAAUGUCGUGUAUUUGUAUUGUCAGUGUGGAGGUCAUUCGUGUUCAUGAUCUUAUUUAGUUGUAGUGGGAAAGUCGUUUUUAUUACAUUUAGUUUUAAGUCUUAAUGCCUGUCUCUUUACAUCAGGUGGCCUGGGUUUCUUAUAAUGAAAUUAUUACCUGUGCCACUCUUUUGGAUUUCUCUUGUUAUUGGUUCUGCACUGUAGAUUUACACCGAAAAUAAACUUCUGACAUGUAA
Molecule: messenger RNA, 1261 nt
Organism: Portunus trituberculatus (swimming crab)
Lineage: Eukaryota; Metazoa; Arthropoda; Malacostraca; Decapoda; Portunidae
Product: histone H3.3A
Exons: 3
Coding region: 172-582 (136 amino acids)
Cellular component (GO): nucleosome
Molecular function (GO): structural constituent of chromatin; protein heterodimerization activity; DNA binding
Source: RefSeq, a predicted model, not a curated record